GAGAGAAGACGAGAGGAGAGGAGAGGCAAUCCUGCAAUUAAAUAAUUGAACAAUGCUUAGAUAUAAUAACUCUUCGAUCCUUUUUUUUUAUUAUUUUUUUUUAUAUUAUUAUAUUUUUUAAAGUUUUUCUGAAUUACUUCAUCUAUCUAUUCGAUCUUUGAAUUGUACUUCACUCUAUUUUUUACAAACAACUUUGUUCUACCCCUUCUACCAUUUAAUUUUGUCACCUCACCCUACUUUUUUUUUGACACUUCACCCUACUUAGUCAACGAUAUUAUUUACAAAGUGUCACUUAUGACUCUUAUUGCAACUAUUAUAAUUAAAUGAAAUUAAGUUAAAUUAGUCUGUAUCCAAUCCACAUUGUAUAUAAUAGAUAUUAAUUUAAAGAAAAAGAGAAAAAAUAAAUAGUCAUAUAAAUCAUCAACUAAAUAUGAAGCCUCAUAGUCUCAUUCCAGGCUAGCUUCCUAUCUAUCAUCUUUGUCCUUUUUUCUCUGAAUUUUUUGAAACCAAACAUGAAAAUAAAAUCUAAAAUAUAUCACUUCAAAUUUAUUUAUUUUCCAACCAAACAUGCAUUAAUACCAUAACAAAACCCUUACGCCAACCUAAUGUAUUAAAAAUAGGCAAAGCCAACAAAAGCUAAUAGAGCUGAGUAGACCUCUCAUUAAACAAUCAAUACAAAUAGCUCUUAGAAAAUACUACAUACUCCUAUUACUAGAACUUCUCCUCUACAUUUUCUUCUAUCUUAAAAGUAAAAAUAAAUUUAAAAAAAACCCUCAACUUUUUCCGGCCAAAAGGAGAAAAAUCACAUAAUUCCCAUGGAAUUUCUCAUGCCAUUUCGUCCAAAUUCAGUCCCUCUGACACCCAUCAACUUCUUAGAACGAGCUGCCACGGCCUACUCCGACUGCCCCGCCCUCGUCUACAACAACAAUAACGAUAACAAUAACAAUAACAAUGCGACGACCUACACUUGGGACCAAACGCAUCAACGAUGUGUCCAAGCGGCGUCUUCUAUUAAGUCCCUUGGUAUUAAGCAAGGCGACGUGGUGUCCGUCCUUGCACCCAAUGUCCCCGCCAUGUACGAGCUUCAGUUCUCGGUUCCUAUGGCGGGGGCUGUGGUGAACAACAUCAACACCCGUCUUGACCCGCGUACGCUUUCGGUUCUCCUACGUCAUAGUGAGUCUAAGCUUGUGUUUGUGGACGAUCAUCUUCACCCCAUCCUUGUUCGUGCACUCUCUCUUUUUCCUCCUGGUACUCCUCAUCCUAUCAUCGUCGUUAUAAAAGAUACUGAUGAUGUGAAUGUUAAUGGAAGCAACGCUGUUGCUAACUAUAAGCAACUGGUGGAUGGUGGUAAUCCGGGUUUUGAGUGGAUUCGGCCUAAGAGCGAGUGGGAUGCACUCGCUCUUAACUACACCUCAGGAACUACGAACAACCCUAAGGGGGUUGUUCUUAGUCAUAGAGGGUACUACAUUCUAGCAGUUGAUACACUGCUAGAGUGGUCGGUACCGAAGCAACCGGUCUAUCUAUGGACCUUACCCAUGUUCCAUGCCAAUGGCUGGAGCUUAACAUGGGGGAUGGCCGCAGUGGGGGCAACGAAUAUCUGUCUAAGAAAAUUCGAUGCCCCCACUGUUUACGAGGCCAUUCAACACCAUCGGGUGACCCACAUGUGUGGUGCACCCGUGGUGUUGAACAUGCUAGCAAACUUACCAAAUGUCAAAUCUUUGAAAAAACCCGUCCAUAUCCUCACAGCCGGAGCCCCACCUCCGGCAUCGGUUCUCUUUCGGACCGAGUCCUUAGGGUUUGUGGUUAGUCACGGGUAUGGACUAACCGAAACGGGUGGGUUGGUGGUUAACUCUUCAUGGAAAUCCAAGUGGGACCACCUACCUGCAAAAGAACGAGCAAGGCUUAAGGCUAGACAAGGUGUAGGAUCCCUAGGGAUGACCGAGGUUGACAUAUUGGACCCGAAAACGGGUCAACCCGUAAGAAGAGAUGGAUCGACCCUAGGAGAAGUUGUACUAAAAGGUGGAAGUGUCAUGCUAGGGUACCUUAAGGAUCCGGAAGGGACGUCCAAAUCCAUGACCCGAACCGGGUGGUUUCGAACUGGGGAUGUAGGAGUCAUACACCAUGAUGGUUACCUAGAGAUCAAAGAUAGACUUAAGGAUAUAAUCAUAAGUGGGGGAGAAAAUAUAAGUAGUGUCGAGGUGGAGGCGGUGUUGUACACUCACCCAGCCGUGAACGAGGCGGCCGUGGUGGCUCGACCGGAUGAAUUUUGGGGUGAAACACCUUGUGCAUUUCUUAGCUUAAAAAGGAAGGGUGAAAAUGAGGUGACUGAGAAGGAAAUAAUAGAGUAUUGUAGGGAGAGGAUGGCACACUACAUGGUUCCGAAGACCGUGGUUUUCGAGGAGGAGCUGCCUAAGACAUCCACCGGAAAAGUUCAGAAGUUUCUAUUAAGGGAAAUGGCUAAAGCAAUGGGUCCAAUUAAGGUAGCUUCUUAUACUACUAAUGCUACUACUAAUAAUGUGAUUACUCAAAUGCAGUGAUGUAAUUAAAGAGUGUGAUGAAGUUUCCUUUUCUUUAAUUAUAUGUGUUUUGUUUAAUAUCUAUUUUAGAAGGUUGUAUGAUUUAGUAAUGUUUAAUGAAUGUAACAAUGUAUGUACAAUAACUAUUAUUAGUAUAACUAAAUUUGGUUGGUUUGUGUGAAGUUUGUUUAAUACUCCGUAAGGUAUUAUAAAUUUAUGAUGCAUUUUGUAAGCAAACAAUUUAAUGUAAUAGGAAAUCAAGUACAUAUAUUGUUACUAAUUUUGUUGCUUUUAUUUUAUUGAAUUUUGGCUUCUUUUGAUGGUUGUUUAUCUGGUUGUUGAGAUUCAGGUCAUGUUGAAAUUAAUGGUUACUCACAAGUACAACUAACGAAUUUGGAUGUGAAUGAAUUUAUAAAUGAUGUAUAUCGUGUCUUCCUAUGAGUUAUUUGUAUGUACUAUUUUGGCUGAACGGUCAUUUAAUUUUGGCAAGUUAUUGAGAUAUUUCAUGGAAUUUUGAAAGUGUUCUUUAUUG
Chenopodium quinoa (quinoa) is the source of this 3048-nucleotide messenger RNA. RefSeq names its product probable acyl-activating enzyme 6. The record is from RefSeq and is a predicted model, not a curated record. NCBI's taxonomy places the organism in Eukaryota, Viridiplantae, Streptophyta, Magnoliopsida, Caryophyllales, Amaranthaceae. The transcript has a single exon. Bases 816 to 2537 code for a protein of 573 amino acids.